GAAACACCAACAUAUGGACAUAACCAUGAUAAUGGAUUAUGGAUGUGGUUCCUUAUCCCAAACCCACUUCCUAGAUUACACUGCGCCUACCAUUGCCAACUCAGUCCGUUCUCUAACCCACCCAUCUCCUCCAAACAUCACGCCGGCUCUAACACUACCCAUGGACGCUCUCGCAGUGAACCGAUCUCUCUCUCGCCUCAAACCCAGAACCGUCCCUUCUUCUUUUCCUUCCCAACAACAACUCGCCCUCAAACCAAACCAUGGCACCCCUAACCUCACUGUCUAUGCCAUCCAAAACCAAGAGAAUCGCUUCCAGGAAACGCUUCCAAGAAACAGCAACGAAGACGAGUCCUACGGCGAAGUCAACAAGAUCAUCGGUGGCAGAGCAGUGGGAGGUGGGACCGCGAUGGAGUACUUGAUCGAGUGGAAAGACGGGCAUGCCCCGUCCUGGCUCCUGUCGGAUUACAUAGCUAAAGAUGUGGUGGCGGAGUACGAGACUCCGUGGUGGACCGCAGCCAAGAAAGCCGACGAGCCGGCUCUCCAGCGGCUCGCCGAGGAGGACAUGCGUGACGUGGACGCCGUGGACAAAGAUGGGCGGACGGCGCUUAUUUUUGUUUCCGGGCUCGGCUCCGAGCCGUGUGUCAAACUCCUAGCCGAAGCCGGCGCGAACCUGGACCAUCGCGAUAAUAGCGGCGGCUUGACGGCUCUUCAUAUGGCGGCUGGGUACGUUAAGCCAGGCGUGGUUAAGGUGUUGUUGGAGCUCGGUGCGGACCCAGAGGUGGAAGAUGAUAAGGGACGUAGGCCGUUGGAUUUGGCGAAAGAGAUAUUGACGGUUACGCCUAAAGGAAACCCCGUGCAAUUUGCUAGGAGACUGGGGCUGGAGAGUGUGAUUAGGAUGUUGGAGGAGGCAAUAUUCGAGUACGCGGAGGUGCAGGAGAUAUUGGAGAAGAGAGGGAAGGGUGAUAAUGUGGAGUAUUUGGUCAAAUGGAAGGACGGUGAAGAUAAUGAGUGGGUCAAAGCUGGGUUGAUAGGGGAGGACCUGGUGAGGGACUAUGAGGCUGGGCUGGAAUAUGCUGUGGCAGAGGGAGUGGUGGGGAAGAGAGUUGGUGAUGAUGGGGGCAAAGAGUACUUGGUGAAAUGGACGGAUAUGGAUGAAGCCACGUGGGAGCCUGAGGAGAAUGUUGAUCCUGAACUAAUCAAAAAGUUUGAGGAGGCCCAGAUGGUGGAGGCCCAGGCUCAAUUGAGUAAGGAUGGGACAUAAAAAUUAUUCGGGCUUUUGAUAUUGGGUUUUCUGUUCAUUUCUGUUGUUAUUUGAAAUGAGGCUUACUGUGAUUGGGCAGCAAAAAAAAUUUCUCCUUCCAA
Alnus glutinosa is the source of this 1362-nucleotide messenger RNA. RefSeq names its product signal recognition particle 43 kDa protein, chloroplastic. The record is from RefSeq and is a predicted model, not a curated record. Gene Ontology annotation, molecular function: protein binding. NCBI's taxonomy places the organism in Eukaryota, Viridiplantae, Streptophyta, Magnoliopsida, Fagales, Betulaceae. The coding region runs from base 14 to 1261 and encodes 415 amino acids. The transcript has a single exon.